CGUCGCCUCUUGCUCCCGCUUCCGGGGCCCGCUCUGAAGUGGGGAGCGGAACGCGCCGGGAGAGGCGCUGGGCUACCGCGGGGAGGGCAGGAUCCUGCUGCACGGAGCCAGCCAUGGCGGAGCACGGGGCCCAUCUCACCGCUGCUUCAGCCAGCGAUGACAGGCCUUCCAUCUUUGAAGUGGUGGCCCAGGACAGCUUGAUGUCAGCAGUGAGACCUGCACUUCAGCAUGUGGUCAAGGUGCUUGCUGAAUCCAACCCUGGCCGCUAUGGCUUCCUCUGGCAUUGGUUUGAUGAGAUCUACACCCUCCUGGAUCUGUUGCUCCAGCAGCAUUUUCUGUCCAGGUGUAGUGCCUCUUUUUCAGAAAACUUCUAUGGCCUAAAGAGGAUAGCGGUGGGAGACAACAAGGGGCUGCAUCAGCUGGCCAGUGCUGGGCUGCCAAAGAAGCAACACUGGAAGUCUCUGCUCUUGUUGGUUCUCAUUCCUUAUCUGAAAACAAAGUUGGAGAAACUGGUUUCUAGUCUGAGGGAAGAGGACGAAUAUUCCAUCCAUCCUCCAUCAUCCUCCUGGAAGCGCUUUUACAGGGCCUUUUUAGCAGCCUAUCCCUUUGUAAACAUGGCCUGGGAGGGUUGGUUUCUCAGCCAGCAGCUGUGCUAUAUCCUUGGUAAGGCUCAGAAUCAUUCCCCACUGCUGGGCCUGGCUGGUGUACGCCUGGUUAGACUGACAGCAGAGGACAUCCAGGCGUUGGAGCAGAAACUAGCAGUAGGUACUGCAAGCCAGCAGCCAGCUCACAGCAUUAAGGAGCAAGUGCAAUCAGCAGUGAAAAAAGCAUUGGGAGGAGUUGCCUUAUCCCUCUCCACCGGCCUCUCCGUGGGCGUGUUCUUCCUGCAGUUUCUGGACUGGUGGUACUCAUCUGAGAACCAGGAGACCAUCAAAUCAUUGACUGCGUUGCCUACUCCUCCGCCACCCGUACACCUGGACUACAGCACGGGCUCACCUCUCUUACCAAAACUGAAGACAGUGUGCCCCUUGUGCCGCAAAAUCCGAGCCAACGACACAGUCCUCUCUACAUCUGGCUUUGUGUUUUGUUAUCGCUGUGUCUACACUUACGUAAAGAGUCACCAAAGGUGCCCCAUCACCGGCUAUGCUACAGAGCUGCAGCACCUUGUUAAGCUGUACUCCCCUGAAAGUUGAAGGGAGUGCAUGGCACUGACUCUUACAAAGCAGAUCCAUAAUUGGUUCAGGCACUGUAUACUCUAGGUUUUUGUACUGGAACACAACUUUUGUGCCAGCCGGACUGUGUAUAACACAUUACUAGGGCAGCAAAAGGUACAAUGACCAUUUAUUAGCAGAGUAAUCAGGCUCUAAGGCACAUUUGGACACUAGGUUCAGCAGUAGCACUAGGGUUUUUGCUGCCUUAAAUGCUGCUCUAUCCAAUUCUGAGAUGCUAGGGCUAGGCUGAGACUCUCAACCAGAAGGCUCUGGUGCUGAACACUUUCAAAGGCAGAUACAGCCCUAAAUAAACCACUACUCAGUUCCA
This is a messenger RNA of Gopherus evgoodei (Goodes thornscrub tortoise), 1539 nucleotides long. RefSeq names its product peroxisomal biogenesis factor 12 (gene PEX12). Gene Ontology annotation, molecular function: ubiquitin-protein transferase activity; protein binding; zinc ion binding. Bases 114 to 1193 code for a protein of 359 amino acids. Gene Ontology annotation, biological process: protein monoubiquitination; protein import into peroxisome matrix. The transcript has 4 exons. Lineage: Eukaryota; Metazoa; Chordata; Testudines; Testudinidae. Gene Ontology annotation, cellular component: peroxisomal importomer complex; peroxisomal membrane. The record is from RefSeq and is a predicted model, not a curated record.